Messenger RNA from Paramecium tetraurelia, 1641 nucleotides. RefSeq lists its product as uncharacterized. The transcript is spliced from 4 exons. Gene Ontology annotation, molecular function: hydrolase activity. The record is from RefSeq and is a predicted model, not a curated record. Gene Ontology annotation, biological process: nucleotide catabolic process. NCBI's taxonomy places the organism in Eukaryota, Ciliophora, Oligohymenophorea, Peniculida, Parameciidae.
AUGUAAUAAUCUAGUUUUUAUAUUCUUCAUUUUAAUGAUGUCUACGACAUUGAAGAGUAAUUACAUGAACCAAAAGGAGGAGCAGCCAGAUUUUUAUAUGUUAUGAAUUAACUUAAAUAAAAUUUGCCAAACUCCUUAACCUUAUUUUCUGGAGAUGUCUUUAGUCCAUCCAGUUUGACUCAUAUUUAUCAUGGUACUAUAAAUUCAACUCAAAUAGGUUCCCAUAUAAUAUACCCACUCUAACAAUUUAACAUUGAUGUAGCUUGUCUUGGCAACCAUGACUUUGAUUUUCCAUUGGAUCAAUUAGAAGAUUUACUCGAACAAUCAAACACACCAUGGAUAUUGAGUAAUGUUUAUGAUAAAAUAACUCAAAAGCCCCUAGCAAAUGUACUUCCAUAUAAAAUAUAAUCAAUUGGAAAUUUUAAUAUUGGAUUCAUCGGAUUAGCUGAAGAAGAAUGGUUAGGUUUGAUAACUGACAUUCCUGCAGCUCAAAUAGAAUAUAGAAACUUUAUUGAUGCUGCUAAUGAGCUUUGCAAAUAUCUUAGGAAUGAUCUUCAAUGCAAUUUCAUUAUUGCCUUAACACAUAUGAGAAUUCCUAAUGAUUAAAUUUUAAUUAAUGCUCUAGACGAGGGAUUAAUAGAUUUAGUUUUGGGAGGACAUGAUCACCUAUGGCAUCAUGAGUAAAUAAAACAGACAUUUUAUUGUAAAAGUGGAACCAACUUCAGGAAUUUAGGAUUAAUUAAAGUUUCUCCAAAAAAUAAUGAUGAUUUAUUUCAGCCACAAACAUUAAAUUUAUAAUUUGAAGUUCCCCAGCCUAUACAAUAUUAAUUAAAAGAAUAUAACAUUAGUUAUUAUCCAAUUAAUAUUUAUGGUAAAAUUCCAGUUGACCCAAUUAUGGAUGAAUUUGUACAAUAAAAAAUUAAAGUUUACAAUGAAAAAACUUAAAAAAUAAUUGGAUUUAUAGAAAAUGAUCUUGAAGCAAGAUUUGUUAUAGUAAGAAGUGAAGAGACAACAACAGCUAAUUUAUUUUCAGACAUAAUUAGAUUAGAAUUUUAGACUGACAUAGCUUUGAUAAAUUGUGGUACUAUUAGAGCAGAUGAGUAUUUUUAAUCUGGCCCUAUCACAUAUCAGACUCUAGACAAACUAUUUGCCAUUCCAGAUAAUCUUGUAAGCUUUAAAAUCUCAGGAGAAAAACUAUUACAUUUACUAGAGAUUAGCGUAUCUAAACUUCCUUCAACUGAUGGAAGAUUUUUAGGAGUUUCAGGAAUGAAAUUUGAAUACUCACUUUAAAAAAAUCCAAUGAAUAGGAUUUCUGCUGUAACAAUUAAUAAUGAACCCUUGGAUUUAUAAAAAAUAUAUACCUGUGCCACAAAAUAAUUUAUAGCUGAAGGAGGUGAUGGAUAUCCAAUGUAAACUGAAUUCUUACUUGAUAAAACAUUAGGAAUUUAAAUAAAAUCUGUCUUUGUUUAGUUUUUUGAAGGAAUCAGGAAAUUAAAAAUAAAGUUUAAUACUCUGGAAGAUUUAGAAUAAACUAAAUAUAAAAGAUAUAUGUCAAUAAUAUCAGGACUAAAAGAAUAUUAAGGUGAUAUAUAUAUAACAGUGAAUCCAUAAAUUGAAGGUAGAAUUAAAGUAUUUAAUUGA